UUAUGAUCAUCUACUUUCAUGAGAAGCAACAAUGACCAAGAAAAAGCUAAAGGUUGAUGCUGCUGUGUCCUCUCGCGAGAGGACCGUGACUUGGGCUGAUGAUCAGAAGAAAUACAUGCUUGAUUGGUACAUCGACUACUUGAAAGACCAGCAUGUAGGAUUUAAGUUCAAGAAGCAACAUCAUUUGUUGUGUGCUGAUGCAUUAAAUAAGAAGUUCGCAAUGGGAGUGACCGUGGAUCAAGUGGACCGUCAGUACAGGCACUAUAAAGAGAAUUGGAAAAUUAUUGCAGCAGCAUUGAGCAAAAGUGGAAAUUCAUUUGACCACACUAGAUGCAUUGUGACUAUUUCAGAGUCUGAAAAGGCAACCCUAUGUUACAGAGCAAGACGCCUACUCACUAAACCCAUCAAAUUCUAUGAAGAGAUGCAGGAGUUGUUCACUGGAUCUAGUGCUGAUGGUUCAUUAGCUAUGGAUUAGAAUACAUGCAUGGAUGUUAGUGAUGAUUCCGAUAGUGAUUCAAGGGAGAUGCAUGACCUCAAUGGCUAUACACCACCUGAAGAUCCACUUGGUGAUGAUUCAGACACAAUACCAACUCCUAUCACAAAUGCAACCGGUGAGAACAACUACCCUUCCAACUAUACUCGAUCUGGUAUAAAACGUUCACGAGGCAACCCUAUGUGUACUCUAUCAACUAAGAAGGCAGCAAAGUACAAGAGUCGUCUUGUAGAGUCCAAUGAUGAAAUCACAGCUAUGAUGAAAUCACUUCAGGACACACUUGUUGCCACUGCUCCUCCUCACAUAUCACAGC
Messenger RNA from Lolium rigidum, 806 nucleotides. RefSeq lists its product as uncharacterized. NCBI's taxonomy places the organism in Eukaryota, Viridiplantae, Streptophyta, Magnoliopsida, Poales, Poaceae. The transcript has 2 exons. The record is from RefSeq and is a predicted model, not a curated record. Bases 32 to 475 code for a protein of 147 amino acids.